AUGGGCCACCCCAGCCCAAGGCACCUCUGCCCAGCCAGCCCCCGAGACCUGGGAUGCUGCCUGUUUCCUGCGUGUUCUUCCCCAGUGCCACCAGUUACCUUGGCGUCCUGUCCCUCAGUUUCUGUGGUGCUGGUGGCCUCGGCCACAUCCAACUUUCAUGUGAGUCUGAGGUGGCCCCAGGCCCUGGUCCUGCCCCUGUUUCUCCUGCUGACCUUGGGCCACACCCCUUCACCUCCCGUCUGUGAAUCUGGGGGAGCUGGAGUGAUUCCGAGGACAGAUUCCAUGGGCAGGAGGCCUUCCUGCCAGGCCAUCCCUGCUGGUCACACACUGACACCCGCCAGGCCAGUGCCCCAACCCCAGGGUGCUCCAGAGGCCCUGCUCCCUCAAAGGAAGGCUCCCCAUGGGGCCCCUGUCCUCCAGCCUGACCAGCCCCGGCCUAGUCAUGGGCCCCGGCAAGGCCAGAGAUCAGGGACGUGGGAGUGGCAGUGGCUGAGAGAGAGUCCUCCAGGCAGGGUGGCUGGCGCCCACUCUCAAAGGCUGCUGCACACAGAGGACAAUGCCAGCAGGGGUGGGCAGCAGCCAGACCUCGGUGGGACGUGGAUACUCCGUGAGGGCACCUGGGUGUCACCCACAGUGCAUCUCUUCACGGGGGCCUGGGUACUGGAGGGAGGGAUGCAGGAAGGGAGAUGGAUUCCAUCCUCGGGGGUUCUGAGUGCUGCCGAGUAUGGGCAUGGUGCUGGGCAUGGCUGGCAUAGGGUGUGGCUUGUCCCCAGCUCCUGA
This is a messenger RNA of Symphalangus syndactylus (siamang), 780 nucleotides long. RefSeq lists its product as uncharacterized. NCBI's taxonomy places the organism in Eukaryota, Metazoa, Chordata, Mammalia, Primates, Hylobatidae. The record is from RefSeq and is a predicted model, not a curated record.